AUGGGGACAGGAGAGCAGAGCUGGGCGAACGACAUCUUGGAGUGGGCCAGGGGCCACUGAGUCCACCACAAGUACUCAGAGACAGAUGUGGACCCCCACAGCGCCCAUCAAGGCGUCUUCUUCUCCCACAUCAGGUGGCUGUUGGUCCACAAGCAUCCAGCUGUCAUUGAUGUCGCUGAUCUGCUUGCUGACCCUGUGGUCCAGUUCCAGAGGAAGUACUAUAAGAUUGGCAUGGUGCCCAUGUGCUUCCUGUUCCUGCACUGGUGCCCUGAUACAUCUGUGGAGAGCCUGUGGAAUUCCUACAUCUUAGCUUCUAUUCUCUGAUACAGCGUUGCCCUCCAUGGCACCUGGCUGGCCCACAGCGCUGCCCACAUGUAUGGAAACUGGCCCUAUGACAGACACAUCAGCCUUCAGCAGAACUCACUCAUCGCCCUUUGUCUUCCAGGAGAUGGCUUCCACAAUUACCGCCAGGCGUUUCCUUUUGACUACUCUGCAAGCAAAUUUGGCUUAAAUUUCAACACAACCACCUGGUUCAUUGAAUUCCUGUACUUCCUGGGACUGGCCACUGACUGCAAACAGGUGACCAAGCAGAUGAUCCGGUCUAAGACCAGGACUGGUGAUGGCAGCUCCUGA
Messenger RNA from Apodemus sylvaticus (European woodmouse), 633 nucleotides. RefSeq names its product stearoyl-CoA desaturase 5 (gene Scd5). The record is from RefSeq and is a predicted model, not a curated record. Gene Ontology annotation, molecular function: oxidoreductase activity, acting on paired donors, with oxidation of a pair of donors resulting in the reduction of molecular oxygen to two molecules of water. NCBI's taxonomy places the organism in Eukaryota, Metazoa, Chordata, Mammalia, Rodentia, Muridae.